Phytophthora nicotianae INRA-310 is the source of this 1419-nucleotide messenger RNA. RefSeq lists its product as hypothetical. Lineage: Eukaryota; Oomycota; Peronosporomycetes; Peronosporales; Peronosporaceae. Gene Ontology annotation, biological process: proteolysis. The record is from RefSeq and is a predicted model, not a curated record. Gene Ontology annotation, molecular function: cysteine-type peptidase activity. The transcript has 2 exons. The coding region runs from base 1 to 1419 and encodes 472 amino acids.
AUGCACGAAUUCACCGGGCUAAAUCUACCAACAACUGUCGAUUUUGCCGGCCUCUCACAAGUGUCUUCGGUGGGUGAUGUUACGCUAUCGCAACUUCCUUUUGGAGAAAGUGGUGCUGAUAUUCUGGAUUCUGAACCGCCAAAGGAGACAGUUACUGUGCUAAGCCAGGAGUCUGGUGAUGUUGAAACGGAAUCUAGUGCAACACCGAAAAUGAGCAGCACGCAAGAAAGUAUCACGUUUGCGCCCCCUCCAAAACGUAAAGGCCUAUGCAGGCGAGCUGAAAAACUAAAAGCGGGUGCUGAGGAAAUGCAAGAGGCAAAAAAACUGCGGGCGGAGAUAGCUGAAGAGCGGAAGACACGCUCCGUGAAGUUAGCAGAAAUGACAAUACUUAGUGGCCCUUACAGCAGAUACACGGCGAAGCCACUCGUUGACAAGCUGAACCUUCCUCCUGUUGAAGUUCAAGGGGCAUUUGAUAUCCGGAGGUUCAAUGUUGGUCAAGCCGUUCCAGUUAUCAGGGCUAUCCCGCAGCUAGAAAAAAUCAAAGGAGCUCUUGACACAAUGGCGGCUAAGAAUAAGACGGAUGAGCUAGCUCGCUGGGAUGACUAUGGUUUCGCUACGUAUGGGCAACUCAAGCUAAUGACAGACGUCGUCCAAGCUAAAAACAACUUUGCAUUGGUCGAAGCUACGAUGGCGUGGGUGGAUACAGUUGACUUUCAUGUCGCCAGCAUUGUUCAUCCGUUCAAGGAUACCGAAGACGUCACCAAGGAUACACAUAAGCAUACUGUGGACAACAUGAACUUAGGCUCGUGGUACGCGGGUCGUCAUGUACAACUUGGAUGUGAGUUUCUUGACUUUCGUGAAAAUUUGUGGCUGCACACUGGGUCUAUCAUUGGUGGUCUCUUGUUACUGCGCGAGACGUACGAAUCAGUCGGUAUCGUAAACCCAAGAUUUCAUGAUUUCGACCAUCCCGACCAAAAGACACGAACAGCGAAAGCGUAUGGAGCUACUGCGUCCGGAACCAAGAGAGUUAUCAGUGUUAUCAACCUGGGCAAUCACUGGGGGGCGUUCUUCGUGAACGUCGAGACAACGACAUGCUAUUUGUUUGACCCCUUGCAAUUAAAGAGCAAUCUCUCCACGCUGAAGAAAGCUGUCGCUACGGUCGUCGAACCUAUGCUCGGCAUCACGGACCAGCUCUCUUAUGAAGCCAUUACUGGAUGCCUGCAGAAGGACAGUUCGUCGUGUGGAAUAUGGUGCCUUGUUGUUCUGGAGCUGCUACUGUUCGGUGCAAACCCCGAAAACUGGGGAGACUAUUGGAGCGAUUCGAUGUAUGACGUUGUGGGCUACCUACGCAUGCGCUAUCUGCACAAAGUUAUAUCAUUAGAGCGACGCUUAAGCGUUACAUUCGAUAAUGUGGAGUAG